GAUGCGAUCAGCGAUGAGCGGAGGCUUUUCCUUAAUUGCUCAUUUCGGUAACAGAGGCUAAAGCACCCGAAACCAACCGCCCGCAGCGACUCUCGUUCCAGCGAGAAGCUCCGCGUCUCCGCCACGGUUCACCGUCGACAUGUCCAUGUGGUGAGACGACGGCGCACACUUUACCCGGCGGUUUUGGCUCGAGAGCUCCAAUAUGUCCAAGCGGCGCUCGUCAGAGAGGGGGGCUGGAGAGACAUCAGGCAGGGCCAGCAAGCUGCAGUGUCCUGGGAUAUCUGGCAGUAAUGCCAAGAAAGCCGGCCCCUUCAUCCUCGCAGGGCCUCGCCUGGGCAACUCACCAGUGCCCAGCAUCGUCCAGUGUCUGGCCAGGAAGGAUAACACAGACGACUUCUAUCAAAUCAAAAUCCUGACACUGGAGGAGCGAGCUGAUUCUGCUGGGGAAACGCAGGAGGAGAGGCAGGGAAAAAUGCUGCUGCACACAGAAUACUCCCUCCUUUCUCUGCUGCACAAUCAGGAUGGAGUGGUCCAUCACCAUGGCCUCUUUCAGGAUCGGGCCUAUGAGAUAGUGGAGGACAUGGAGGCCAACAAAGUACACAAGAUGAAGAAGCGGAUCUGCCUCGUGCUGGACUGCCUAUGUGCCCAUGAUUUCAGUGACAAGACUGCAGAUCUAAUAAACCUUCAGCAUUAUGUGAUUAAAGAGAAACGACUGAGCGAGCGCGAGGCCAUUGUCAUCUUUUAUGAUGUAGUGCAUGUGGUGGAGGCCCUUCAUAAGAAAAACAUUGUGCACAGAGACCUCAAACUGGGAAACAUGGUGCUGAACAAACGGACUCACAGAAUCACCAUUACCAACUUCUGCCUGGGAAAACACCUGGUGAGUGAGGACGACCUGCUGAAAGACCAGAGAGGAAGUCCAGCCUACAUCAGCCCUGACGUGCUAAGUAGUCGGCCGUACCGUGGUAAACCCAGUGACAUGUGGGCUCUUGGCGUGGUGCUGUUUACCAUGCUGUAUGGCCAGUUCCCCUUCUAUGACAGCAUACCUCAAGAGCUCUUCCGCAAGAUCAAGGCUGCUGAGUACUCCAUCCCCGAGGACGGUCGUGUAUCUGAGAACACUGUGUGCCUGAUCCGAAAGCUGCUGGUGCUGGACCCUCAGCUAAGGCUGACUGCAGGAGAGGUGCUGGAGUCUCUCAGUGUCAUCAUUGCCUCGUGGCAGUCUGUGUCAUCGUUGAGUGGCCCUCUGCAGGUGGUGCCAGAUAUUGACGACCAGAUCAAUCACCCAGAACAUCUGCAGGAGGCGAAGGCAAUAGAAGAGUCAUCACAGUACGAGUUUGAGAACUACAUGCGCCAGCAGCUCCUGUUGGCUGAAGAGAAGAACACUAUCCAUGAAGCCAAGAGCUUCCUUGCAAAGCGCCAGUUUGGCAGCAUCCCCCCCGUAAGGCGCUUGGGCCACGAUGCCCAACCAGUCAGCCCACUGGAUGCCGCCAUCCUGGCACAACGUUUCCUCCGGAAGUAGUCCUCAAACGCUGUCUCAGCCUCUCUGGGCUCCCUCCGGACACCUGUGGAGUCCAGAGGGGAUGAAACAAGAUAAACUGCUCGCACAAAUGGUGCCUGGUCUGAACCCGCGUACAGAUGGCACCAUGCAUAGAUGAACUGCAGGCCGGCUCGGCAGAAUAGACAUGAGGGAGGCACCAGAAUAAACUGCCAAGCCAGAACUUAAGUCUUCGUGUCUGGAUAUAGAAAGGCCUGGAGCAAGAUGUGACCAGGUCAUCCACAGUGGCAUCUCACUGUGCAACCACACAGUCACACAGGGGUUUCACACAAGGCUCUGCCUGGAAUGUUGAAGAGACUUUUAUCCUCAUAUUCCUCCUCCUCCUGUUGAGAAUCCCUACUGUAACACUUUCACAUUUCUGGAUACCCUGAGCAAAACGGGGCCAGAACCAUGUAGCAGCCCUUCUCUUCCUGGUGGUCAAUGGUGUUGCCUAAAGUAAGAUAACCUUAUGACAGAUGCCACUCACCUAUACCUCCAUUCCACCCCUUCACUCUUUCUUCUUCUAUUUCCCUGUGUUAAAAUGAUCCAGUCUGGUCCUGUAUGUAACUUGGACUUCAAAUCAAUCUACCUCUCUGUCUCUCUUCUCUGUUGGUAAACCAUGCUCACUGUUCUGAGACAAGGGAUUGUAACAAUGGAGUCUUGAUGCCACCAGUGACAUAAAGCAUUAAUGUUUUCUGUCAGAGAAACCUUUUAAAGUGGUUUCAAAAAUCUGAAUAAGCUUUUAUCAUACUUACCUGAAUAAGUAGCAUUUGAUCCCUACUUCUGCAUUGAAGAUAUUAGAUAUCGAAGUUGUCUACAAGCUUUCUUUGAUAUUUGCAGAAUAGGUUGUUUCCUGCUUUUGCUCAUCCCUGUGCUAAUCUUUUAGCGUCUAGGCAGCUAGUGUGAGGUACCUGGAAGUCACAAAGCCAAGACCUGAAUAGGGGAACAGCUGUUGGAUCCUCCCUGCCAAGGCAUAUCGAUGGCUUCCUCAGUGCUAAUAUAGUUCAGAUCAGGCACUGUUACAUUUCUCUUGCCAAAAAUCAUGUCUUAAAGUUACUCUUAGCCAAGGAAACUGGUACCUGCGGCCUCGUUCAGAAUCAAUGGCUUCCAGGUAUUCCAACCUCCCUGUUUUCCUUCAUCAGGACAGAUUGUGGGACAAGUGUUUUUCAGUACGAAUGUGAACUGUCCUUCUAUGCUUUAAUAUAUCGCGUGUGUGUGUGUGUGUGUGUGUGUGUGUGUGUGUGUGUGUGUGUGUGUGUGUGUGUGUGUGUGUGUGUGUGUGUGUGUGUGUGUGUGUGUGUGUGUGUGUGUGUGUGUGUGUGUGUGUGUGUGUGUGUGUGUGUGUGUGUGUGUGGCCACACGAAGUGAGUCUGCAGAGCCGUCGAGCCGAUGACCUUUGACGGCCUCAGACCCUUUAAGCUAGCCUCCAGUCUGCGUUCUGUUAAUGGCCUGCCGCUAUGGCAGACACUGUGAAAACCAUAGCAGGCUUUGCUAAGACUUGCCAUGGAACUAAUGUCUUAGCAAUUGCCAAUAUUGGAAAAUAUCACAUAUCUAUUGCCAUUCUGAAGCCCUCUCUAGCUCAACUUGUAAAUGCUUGUAUUUUCUCACCAUAUAUAGGCUCUCUGAGGGACUAGCCAGUGUCUGGUAAUUGAUACUGUAAUAUUUCAUAUAGAAAUGACAUUACAGACUCUGGGUUUUGGGUUUAGUUGCUGGGUCCUUUUUUGCGGUUUUACUCUUCCUUUUUUUUCUUUUUUUUUUUUAAAUCAUGAAAUAUUUCUACAAACCUUGGCAAAGCUACUAACCAGUGACUGUUAAGCAUCUGUACACUGCAACUUGCCUUUGCUUACUGGUAUCUGCUCUUAUUUAUAUUCAAACUGAUUGCAUGGAUAUAGGCUCUGGAAUACUUUCAAAUAUUUCUUUCUCUUUUGUUUGUAAUUAGAUGUUGAUUUAUUUAUUCUCUUGUGUAUAUCCCAACCCCCGCACACACCACUGGGACUUGUAUCACCGGCAUUGAUCAUAGUCCAUCAGAUAAUUUCCCUCUAGAGACUAAAUGCAGCUUUAAGAAAUGUUCCCUUAGCAGAUGGAAUAUGUUAAAAUUUGAUCCUUUUAGCCACAUCUGUCGAUAAGUAGCAUAGCAUGUUUUUGUUUUCCUUUUCUCUUGCCAUUUUGCCACAUCCCCUGUGGUGUAAGCUACACUAAUAUUGAGACUGACUUUUGCAUAGUUCUAUUUUUUACACGAUCCCGAAUGCUCGCGCCUGAUCUGGAUUUGCGGGAGGGGUUUUCUUAGUGCUCUCUUCAUUUUUCUACCAUCACCCCCAAACCCUCCCUCACAAGGCCGCGCUGUCUGGUCAGUAUGUAAAUAAUGUUACCAUCACGACUGCGCCAGUCACAUUGUACGUAGUUCACCCAGUGAGACACCAGCUCUUGCUUCAACACAUACCAACUGACAUGCGUUAUGGGCCACGUUGGCCGGCAACCACCACAUCAGGAGGCUAAAAUAAUACGUGAGAGCCGUCUGCUUUCUCCCACCUCAAUGUGAAUUCUGUAGGUAUGCAGCAGUAUUGUAGUAGUCUAGGUUGUUGACCAGAUAAGGGUGUUGUGUUCACCCUAAGUGCUGACAUGAAGUGAUUGUCUUUGGGAAGUGUCUUGCUCCAUCUUCCAUGGCACCGGCUAGUGAACUAGAGGUUAAAAACAUAUUGACGUAGAUGCUAAUGCCCCCCCUCCACACACACACAUAUCUAAAAGUGUUAGUUUCACUUUUCUAGAUGGUGGAUUGUACCACAUUCAAUGUUUGUUUUGCAGAACUGUAUUGGUAGGAUGGAAUGUGAACAGAAAUGCAUGGAAAUAGUGUGAGGGUAAAUUCUGUGUAAAACGUGACUGUUGCAUGAUUUUGAACUCACAUGGUGUGUCAGAGCAACUGAGAGGGUUGAAGAAAUAGUCCCUUUUUUUUAGAACUCAAAGUAAAGUUGAAAGCAAGAAUUAGUCACCCCUAAUUGGAUGUAUAGUACAAUUUUACUGGCUUUCUAUAUAUUCAGUUUUUAUAAUUUUUUUGUUCAGGUUCAAACGUUAUGAAGUAUAUAGCUGAUUAUUACUGACGGUUUCAACUGGAAACUUGGUGUAGGAUAUGAAAUGUGGUGCGGUGUAGUUUUAAACCCAAUGGGAUAAUGUGUUAAAGCUGCUUGGUCGAACAUGGGCAUCUAGAUACAGACAACUGCGUAAUUGUACAGAUGAGAAAUGUUUGUAUAAAAAACAUAUUUUUCUACAUCAGAUCUCUACAUGCAUGUCAGCAAUAAACUUUGAUAUGGAAACAUUUAA
This is a messenger RNA of Betta splendens (Siamese fighting fish), 4846 nucleotides long. It is a transcript of the gene stk40, whose product is annotated as serine/threonine kinase 40. NCBI's taxonomy places the organism in Eukaryota, Metazoa, Chordata, Actinopteri, Anabantiformes, Osphronemidae. Gene Ontology annotation, molecular function: ATP binding; protein kinase activity. The transcript has 11 exons. The record is from RefSeq and is a predicted model, not a curated record. Bases 203 to 1516 code for a protein of 437 amino acids. Gene Ontology annotation, biological process: protein phosphorylation.